AUGUCUACAAUUAUUCACGACUGGAAAAAAUGCGUCGAGUGGCUGGCGUACUACCAGCUGAUACCUCCAGACCACAAGCUGCUGAUCGCCACUGAAGUCGCUGCAAAAGAUUUGGCGUUCUACCUGAGGGAUGGUGUAGUCUUGUGUCAGCUGCUGAAUAAAAUACUCGAUGGAUCGGUGGACAAUAAGGAGUUCAGUCAAAACCCCAAGAUGUCUCAAUUUCUGUGUAUGAGAAACGCCAAGGUCUUCGUACAGAAAUGUAAAUCCUUAUUCGCUGUGAAAGACGAAGACCUCUUCAAUCCGUCUGAUCUAUUUCACUCUAUAGACUUCGAGAAGGUGGUUCACACACUGUCCGCUCUGUCUAUCUCAGAGAAAGCCUCGAAAAACAAAAUAAGGCCGUUGGUAUUGAAUAGAACAUCUAAGUACGAUCUGAAAGACAUGUCUGAAGCAGUCUCCAUAGAUUCGGAGGAAAUCACAUCCAACAACAACCACAACAACAACAACAACAACAGCAACAAUAUCUAUGAAAGCAACUUUAAUAUUGUAAACGAAAACAUCAUCAACAACAACAACAAGACAACUUUUAACAUCGGUGGCGUCAGCAGUGACGACAUCUACCACAACAGCCACAGCGACAACUUUGGUGACGAUGAUGACGCCGAUAUCUACCAAAAUGUAAAAGAUACUUCUGUAUAUGACGAUCUCUGCUCUAUUCGUAGGAGUCUGCAAGCCGCUGCGGAGAGCAAAGCGAAAACGAAGAAAGAAAUGUGCAUCGACGAACUCGUGGAGACGGAGAAGAAAUACGUUGAGGCUUUGAGGAUGAUUAAACUGCAAUUCAUGAUGCCCCUACAAAACGUCCUCUCCCCCGGUGACCAUAAGAUCAUCUUUCACGGUAUUGAGCGAUUAUGGCAAACUCAUAUUGACUUCGAAUCGGCUCUGCGUCUGGCCACUACCACAACCACAGCGACCUACAACAUCGCCGACUGCUUUAUCGCCAACAAAGAAAAAUUUUUGUUCUAUGGGGAGUUUUGCUCCAAUCUGACGGCUGGCCAAGAGGCUCUGGAUAAAUUGAUGGAAACCAACUCGAAUAUUAGGAAUAAAGUUUCUGUGAGUUGGAAGUUAAAAGUUUUGGGGUCCGUAGGGCCGAGUACUCGAUGCAUAUCGGCCAGAAUAAAUACUCGAACGCCCUCCCCUCAAUGGAAUUCUGGCAUUGAGGGGAGGGCUUUCGAGUAUUUUUUCAUUUUCUCCGCUGCCCUUGUUGCGGCCAGACUACACCCCUUGUCAGAUUUAUGUAAGAGUGCCAGAGACCGUAACAUCGUCCCACGCCAAACAUCCACCAACUCUUCAAUGGGUUGGGGGUUGGGGUACAUCCGAGGCCCUGGAAAAGAACCGGCAAAUGAUUUAUCCUUAUUCAUUAACGAAGUGAAGAGGGACAACGAAACCAUCGGACUCAUGCAGUUGGUGCAGAGCAGCAUCCUAGACAUGCCAGCGUGUCUGACUUUAAAAGACUGCGGUCGUUUCAUCAUGGAUACUGAAAUGAGGAUUAAGAGUAGUUCUGAACAUGUAGCUCACUCCAGACAACUUUUUUUGUUCGAUAUGAUCAUACUCAUCUGCAAGCCGAAAAACGACAACACAACGUACGGAUACAAGGACGUGAUACCAUUGAACGAUUACAGACUCGAAGAUAGCAAAGAAAAAAACAGUCUGAGUUUCAUGCUGGUGAACAAGCACGAGAAGAAGCAGUUCUACUCAAUAGCCACAAAGAAGCCACAACUGAAGACCAAAUGGUUUAAUGCUAUCUGCCUGGCUUUAGAUAAUAUCUGCCCGGAGCAUGCUGUGAACGAACUCCACAACUUCACCAUGGCAAGUUUUGGCCGACCAUCCAUCUGUGACGUCUGCCGGAAGUUGCUGAGGGGCGUGUUUUACCAGGGGUACAGGUGUAGUAAAACAAAAAUGGCCGUACACAAAGGCUGUAUUGAGGGAGCCAAAGAAAUGACAGGCCCACCGACCUGCGUGCUCCCUCCAAAGUCCUUUAGAGUCGCCAACCUCUCCAGAUCAACUUCAUCCGUGACGUUUGCAGCAAAAGUUAAAGCAACACAACCGUACACUGGCAUCUCACCAUCGACCCCACAAAGCCUGACAAACAUACCCCCCCUAAUGUUCGCCCUGAAUGACGUCAUCAGGGUAGUUUCAUCCCCACAGGGCGAUAACGGGGAGUGGUUUGAGAAGAAAGCUCACAACAGCUAUCUCAAUAGCAAUAUGAACAACAACAACAACAACAACAACAACAACAAUAAUAAUAAUAAUAACGACGAUGAUGAUGAUGAUGACGAUAACGGAGGCAGUUAUGAUAAUAGUCGUGCUGGAGGUUGCACGGAGGCUGAUUUAUCGAAGAUGCAAUGGUACGUUGGCGAAAUGAGCAGAGACGACUCUGCCUCGAAGCUCCUACCGACGAGAUCCGGAACAUUCCUGGUCAGGCUGAGCGUGGGCCAUGAUAGAAGAGGCGAAUACGCCAUCAGUUUGAAGUUAGAAUUGAUUGAGCAUUACCAAUCGAACUCUCUGGAGAAGGUGUUCUCCGAAGUGAAGAUGACUCUGCAGUACCCUAUACAUUCUAUAGGAUACUUUCCAUUAACAUACGUCAAGGAAUUGUGA
Molecule: messenger RNA, 2652 nt
Organism: Helobdella robusta
Lineage: Eukaryota; Metazoa; Annelida; Clitellata; Rhynchobdellida; Glossiphoniidae
Exons: 24
Coding region: 1-2652 (883 amino acids)
Biological process (GO): regulation of GTPase activity; cell migration
Cellular component (GO): cytoplasm
Molecular function (GO): protein binding; guanyl-nucleotide exchange factor activity
Source: RefSeq, a predicted model, not a curated record